This is a messenger RNA of Leishmania major strain Friedlin, 1611 nucleotides long. RefSeq lists its product as hypothetical. Lineage: Eukaryota; Euglenozoa; Kinetoplastea; Trypanosomatida; Trypanosomatidae. The record is from RefSeq and is a predicted model, not a curated record. The transcript has a single exon. The coding region runs from base 1 to 1611 and encodes 536 amino acids.
AUGAGCAGCUACGAUGCUAUGAGUGCGGUGAGCAGCAACGGCGCUGUGAUGCCGGAGAUCAACUUGCACCCGAGGCUAAUGACUCACCGGCCCGAAAGCGACUCGUACACCGGCUCGGCACGUCACUCGUCUCGUAGCACCCGGGCGGUCCCCACGAACGCGGAACUGGCAUACGCGGGAGUAACGGCGCAAGACGGCGUGGUGCAGCAGCUUUCUUCGCGCAGUGAGGAGAGAGGGUCGCUGGCUGGGCCGCGCGAAGUGUCGGCGCAGAGUAACUCUGGCCACCGGGCCUUGAGGGCGAUCACAGCGUGCGGGUCGAUCGACGAGCCAUUGCAGCUUAGCGAACCGCACCAAGGCCGCGCCAUCCGUGACACCCCUCGCGAGCAGAAACCGCAGCAGCACCAGUCUCAGCCGACGCGCAGCAUAUCGCACGGUGUUGUGGCUCGAAACGCAGCCGGAGCCGGCAGCUCGCGCGAGCCGAUCCGCCCUGGCCGCAGCAGCUGCAGCUCCACCCCGCGAAUCCCAUCGAAGCACAACGACCCGUACGCGCACGUCACCUCCGUCGUGCAGGAGUACCGCCAAAGUCGCAUCAAUGCCCUGGAGGCGCAGUACAGGGUGGCGCACACUCACUCUAACACAUCCGUUUCACAGGGUUAUGAUACAAGGCAGAGUCAGAGCGCGUCGCCGCGCUCGUUGGAGGCGAGGCGCAACGCUUCAGCACACAGUCGGGCAUCUGCGCGUCCCAGAGAUGGAUCGUGGCGGAUGUCUUCCGUGUCGUCUCGCACUCGGCAGAACUCUCCGCUGCCACGGGCGGUGGAGGAAGAGUAUCUCCGUGGUGGUGUGCCCCGCGCCGCCCUCGAUGCCCCGCACAUUCGCUACGCUGAGGCGCUGUACAACAUGUACAACUCCUCCUCCUCCUCUGCCCGGCGCCUCGCGUGCAUGUCUUCUAUGUCGAGCAACAUGACGACCGAGUACGUGCCAGAUGUGGCAAAGCGGAUACCAGACCGCUUCAAAUACGUUCCACCCACAGAGGAGGAGCGGCGGCUCCAUCGCGAGGCGACUCUGCGCGCCCUCGAGGAAUGGCGUAGGCGGCAGUGUGCCCGAGAGAAUGCACACUGCAAAGGCAGCGAGGACAUGGCCGCCGGCGGCGCCGCGGUCGAACUGCGCAACCGAAAUCCACCCAAAAACCAGUCUGGCACCCGCUCUCAGCAGCCGCAGCAGGCUGGCCACGAGGAGGCGGCAGCUUGGGCGCUGCAGAAGGGAUUUGACAACACUUCUGACUCUUUCUCUGGCCAAGCAAGGGACUCUUUCACGCCCUCUAAGAAGUGCAGCGCAAGAAAGGCGAAGAAGAUCAGGAGUGCGGCCGAGCAGCGCGAUGACUACCCCACGAACGAGGGCGCAGGGGAGUGGGAGCGGCCGCAAUCAUCUGUGGGAAAGCGGUCUGGCACGCUGAUUAGUCGCCGUCAGAACGGCGCUGGCUUGCGAGCCUCGUCGCGCAAGGGUCGCAAGUCCCCAACGGAGUCAGCUCGUGUCGAAGACGGCAUGAAGCUGAACUCCUUCCGCGAAAAGCUGCUGUUUGACAUAGCUCCCCCUACCGUGUCCAUCGCAUAG